Arabidopsis lyrata subsp. lyrata is the source of this 869-nucleotide messenger RNA. RefSeq lists its product as uncharacterized. The transcript has a single exon. The coding region runs from base 220 to 594 and encodes 124 amino acids. The record is from RefSeq and is a predicted model, not a curated record. Lineage: Eukaryota; Viridiplantae; Streptophyta; Magnoliopsida; Brassicales; Brassicaceae.
UCUAGAAGCCGAAUCCCAGAUAAGUUGCAUACAAUCUCUUUGUCUUUUUUAGUUUAUAUUAUAAUUAAAAAAUCUCUUUAUUAAAGCGGCCAAGAAAUCUGAUUUAGCAACGUUAUAUAUCUCUUCUCAUAUAUACACAUGUACAUGUAAAGAGAGAUUCAUUUGUGUGUUGUGCUUGUGUUUUUGUAAUAUUCCAGGAAAGGAAAAAAAAAUCAAAUAAUGAACAUGACAAAGAACAACGUCGUUGAAGUGUCACCAUUUUUGUUCAUGGAAGCAUCUGCAGAUUCCGAGACGACCCAUCAGGAACGUGGACACGAUGGAGAUGAUGUGAAAGGUCGUGAAGAAUGUGGUGAAGAUGCUGAGUCAUGCAGGUGCGAGACGUCAACGAGUCAAAGGACGAGUAGGUCAACGGAUUUUGACCCGGUUGAAGAAGAAGCUGACGUCGCCGGAGAAAAUGAAGAUGACGAUGAGGAAGACGGAGAGGUGAAUAGUUAUGGGAGAGACGGCGAAAAGCUGACAGUUGAUUCAUCUUCGAGGUUGAUGAGUGAGAUUGAAAAAAGUCGAAUGUUUUGGGAAGCUUGUUUGGCUUCUUAAUACGUACAGUAUAUAUGUUAUAUAUUCUGUAUUAUUCUACAUUAAGUUAUAGACUUAUAAUCGGUUACGUGUUUGAAUGUAUUGAUGAGAUACAUCUGUUGUAAAUUUGGAGUAGUAAUAUACAUGUGAUUUCCCGACUUAUAGCGUAUAGAUGUUUUUCUUUUUCCCUUUUGUUCCGUUUAUCUAAUGUCUCAUCAUAUACCAUGCACUAGUUUCCGGUUAAAAUUUGAAAGGCAAGAAAAGCAAUCGAGAGAGAAGAAAAAAAGAAGUUGUCG